AUGGCGUCCGUAGGCUCAGUGACGCGUCAAAUUGCUGCAUUGGAAAUCUCUUCCAAGGGCCCACAGUCAUCCCAACCCUCCGGCCCCAAACGGCCGCAACACCUCAAACAACCAAGUCAGCCGAACGUCGCGAAGUUAUUGACGAAAUGGGCAGCGCCGAACCCGUCGGCGGCUGUGAAAAAACCUGUCUUGCCUCGUCCGGGGCCAAGUGUGGAUAUCGGGAGCUAUGAUGGGGGGCUCGAAAUCGAGAAUGAACGUCGAGGGUCGACGGUAAGCGGGCCAGCAGCGGCGGACUUGGCGCUGGACUCGAGUCAAUCUAGACUCAAUCCGACGCUGGAAUGGUCUCUCCAUUCCUUUGACAUGGGUCGCCCGCUGGGGAAGGGAAAAUUCGGGCGGGUCUAUAUGGUCCGAACGAAGGCCCCGCCCCAAUAUAUUCUGGCGCUCAAGACUCUGUACAAGUCGGAGCUCGUGCAGAACAAGGUCGAAAAGCAGACCCGCCGCGAGAUCGAGAUCCAGCAGAAUCUGCGGCACCCCAACAUCCUCCGUUUGUACGGCUACUUCCACGACGAGAAGCGCAUAUUCCUGAUGCUCGAGUUCGCCGGCAAGGGCGAGCUUUACAAGCAGCUCAGCAAAGUCGGUUGCUUUUCGGAGCGGCGCAGCGCGCGCUACAUUGACCAGAUGGCUGACGCAUUAGGGUAUCUUCAUGGCAAGCAUGUCAUACACAGAGACAUAAAGCCGGAAAAUCUGCUACUAGGGAUCAACGGUGAACUGAAGAUCGGAGACUUUGGAUGGUCCGUCCAUGCUCCCGGCCUCCGUCGCAUGACACUAUGCGGGACUCUCGACUACCUUCCCCCCGAAAUGGUGGAAGGGAAAGAGCACAACGAAAAGGUCGACUACUGGGCAUUGGGCGUGCUCAUGUACGAAUUCUUGAACGGGUCACCUCCGUUUGAGGACCGCGCCAGCGUGAAAAAUACGUACCGACGAAUCGCCAAAGUCGACCUGCGUUUCCCUCCCACAAUCCCAGCGGACGCACGCGACUUGAUUGCCAAACUUCUCAGGUACAAUCCCAACGACCGAUUACCGCUUGCAAACGUCCGUCGACAUCCAUGGAUUCUCAAGUUCAAAUCUGAAGCGGAAGCUGCUUAA
This is a messenger RNA of Mycena indigotica, 1146 nucleotides long. Its product is annotated as Kinase-like protein. The transcript is spliced from 6 exons. Gene Ontology annotation, biological process: mitotic spindle organization; protein phosphorylation; regulation of cytokinesis. Gene Ontology annotation, cellular component: spindle pole centrosome; chromosome passenger complex; spindle microtubule. Gene Ontology annotation, molecular function: ATP binding; protein kinase activity. Bases 1 to 1146 code for a protein of 381 amino acids. Lineage: Eukaryota; Fungi; Basidiomycota; Agaricomycetes; Agaricales; Mycenaceae. The record is from RefSeq and is a predicted model, not a curated record.